This is a messenger RNA of Medioppia subpectinata, 966 nucleotides long. The record is from the annotation of a GenBank genome assembly. Lineage: Eukaryota; Metazoa; Arthropoda; Arachnida; Sarcoptiformes; Oppiidae.
AUGAUAAUAUUUAUUUUGUCAAUCAAAUUGCCGCAAACGUGGUUCCGAUGCCGGCGUCGGUUUGCCGGUGGACGACGUCUGGACGGCCAGACUGUCAUUAUUACGGGCGCCAACUCAGGCAUCGGCAAAGAGUUGGCGUAUCAGCUCUCGCUCCGGGGGCCUAAGAAAAUAAUAAUCGGUUCGAGAAAUCCGGAGCGAAACGAGAAAGCAGUGCGGGAUGUGUUGGCCCGCAACCCGUCGGCCAACAUAACGGCUCUCCGAUUGGACUUAUCGUCGCUGAAGUCCGUCCGCGAGUUUGCCAAAGCGGUGGCCGACACGGAGUCCAGAGUCGAUAUACUAGUCAACAACGCCGGCGGUCCGCCACCCGAGGGUCCCGACGCUCUCAUGACUCUCGACGGCUACGAACACCAAUUCGUAGCCAACUAUUUGGGUCACUUUCUACUGUCGCUACAUUUACUACCAUUGCUGCGCCGGUCACCGGACGCCCGGAUCAUUAACGUGGCCGAAACGGGUCACAUUUUUGGCAAUAUUAACCUGGAUAACAUUAACCUGGGUAACGGCGAGUACGGUCACAUCAAGGCCCAUUGUCAGGCCAAACUGGCCGUGGUGCUGUCCACCAGGGAAAUGGCGCGACGAGUGGCCAGUACUGGUGGCAACAAUACUGUCAAGACUUAUUGCGUGAAUCCAGGUAUUGUCAACACUAGAGGGGGCAAAAAUGUUGUGUCAGGGUGGUUGAAAGUGAUUUUCAUGUUGGGCAUUGAAAUGGGCCCACAGACCUACAUGCACUGCGCUCUCGAUGAGUCAACAGCCAAUGAAUCGGGCCAUUACUACGAUAACUGCCGGCGCGUCGAUAGUAUGCACAGUAAGACUGUCGACGACAAGAUUGGACACCAAUUAUGGGAAUUGAGUGAAGAUAUGGUUAAACUCGAAGAUCAGUACAGACUUCCCAAACAUAUUAAAAUAUAA